This is a messenger RNA of Saprolegnia parasitica CBS 223.65, 2391 nucleotides long. RefSeq lists its product as hypothetical. The record is from RefSeq and is a predicted model, not a curated record. The coding region runs from base 1 to 2391 and encodes 796 amino acids. The transcript is spliced from 5 exons. Lineage: Eukaryota; Oomycota; Saprolegniomycetes; Saprolegniales; Saprolegniaceae. Gene Ontology annotation, molecular function: monoatomic ion channel activity. Gene Ontology annotation, biological process: monoatomic ion transport; transmembrane transport. Gene Ontology annotation, cellular component: membrane.
AUGACCUCGGAGAAGCUCGUUCCGGUGGCACCGACCAUCCAGAGCCUCACCGAGUCCAGAGUGUCAUUCCGCUCGCUCGUGCGCCAGUCGACGAAAGACAAGCUGGCCUUGACACCGGUGCACUUUCUCGACAAGUCGAUCAGCUCGAUGAAGCAAUUGUCGGGGCGCUUCUCGCAGUUAGAUAUCCUCAAGGCGCCCAACCUCAAGGGGUCGCAAGUCAGGGAGCUCCUUCGAUCGAUGCAGUCAAAAGGCGCGGUCCAUAGCUCGUCCAGCUCGAUCCGAGGCCCAAAGCAGUCACCACCACCGAGUGGCGAACACCCCAGGCCCCAUCGCAUCCAGCCUGUGCCGGACGCACCCGACCGCGUCCUAACGACUCGUCGCGAGAGCGGGUCGAUCCAACACCGGCGGUACUCGAACUUGCCACGGGGCUCCACCACCGGCUCCAUUCGGAACGGCAAAGUCGCGCCGCAUGAGAUGGCACACGAGUCCCGCGGCAGCAAGCCUGCCAGUAUCAUCCAGACAGCGUUGAUUGCCGGGCGGCUCAAGAAGAAAGCGCAGGUCAUUACAAGGCGACGGCGACAGACCAAGCACAUGCAGCAGCUCGAGCUCGCGGGCAUGGUUUCCCGGCACCGAAAAGUGCUGCUUCAAUACAACAUUCGUGUCGUUCGACCCGAAGAAAAGCCAACAGAGGACAUUGUCCUGCUCGAUCAGCCCAAAUACUUGAUUCUGCCGACGCACCAGUGGUACAAGGCGUGGCAACUCUCGACGCUCGUCAUCAUUUUAUACCAAAGCGUCAUGAUCCCAUACCAACUCGCGUUUGAUACGAGUGACACGCCGCCGACGCAGGACUAUGCCAACAUCGCCUUCAACCUCAUUUUUGGCGUCGAUCUGCUCUUGACCUGCAACUGCGCCGUCGCGCACCCGCGGCGUCCGGACACGUACAUCACCCAUCGUCUCGGCAUCUUCAAGCACUACCUUCGGGGCUGGUUUAUCCUGGAUUUACUGGCCUGUUUUCCCAUCGAUAUGAUUGUCUACUCGACGAUCUCGGGCGCCACCAACACGAAAUUGCACCUUCUCGGGCUCCUCAAGGUCCUCCGGCUGCCGCGGCUUCUCCGCCUCGCACGGUUUGUGCGAAUUUUGAGGAUUUUGCGAAUUCCGACCGAGUGGAAGCGCUGGCUCCUCUACUCCCGGUACGCGCACUUGAUUCGGCUCGGGUCGCUCCUCGUCACGUUCGUGUACUUGAUUCACAUCUUCAACUGCAUCUGGGGCGGCUACGUGACAAGCCCCGACUGGCCGGGCUACAUGUUUGGCGAGAGCAGUCAGAACGCGACGGCGUACGUGCUUGGUUUUUACUUUGUGCUCACGACGGUCAUGGGCCAAAAUUCGCUGCUCCAGACGCAGACCGAGUACGUCUACGCGUGCGUCCUCAUCGUGAUUGGGUCCGUCCUCAUGGCCACGGUCUUUGGCAACGUGGCGAAUUUGAUUUCGAAUUUUUACGAAAAUCAAAACAAUUACAAGAAAAAGAUGGAGCAGCUGCUCAGCAGCAUGAACUUGAUGAAGCUGCCGCUCGACCUCCAAAACCGCAUCAACGAGUACUACCAAGUCAUGUGGGAACGCCACGGCACGCUCGACGGCCAGCCGCUCAUGUUUACAAAGGAGCUCUCGCGCAACUUGUCGGUCGAAGUCGAGCUCUAUCUCCGCAUGGACAUGAUCAACCGCGUGCCCGUGUUUCAAAAAUGCAGCAAAAAGGUCGUCCAAGAGAUCGUCAUGCGCCUUCAGCUGCAAGUGUACCUUCCGGGGGACUACAUUGUGGUCAAGGGCGAGAUCGGCUUUGAUAUGUUUUUCGUCCAAAGCGGCAGUUGCGAAGUGACCAAGCCGCUCUCGUCCGACCCGCGCCCGUACGACAACGAAGAAGUGCUGAAAGUGCUCGUGCAAGGCGACUAUUUUGGAGAAAUCUCGCUCCUCAUGAACUGCAAGCGCACGGCCAACGUCCGCGCGUGCACGUUCGCCGAGCUCUGCGUUCUGACGCGGUCGGUCUUUGAGGACAUUACAGCCCAAUACAUUGAAGACCGACAGACGAUCGAGAAAUUCAUCAAGGAAAUGUACGACCCGAAAGCGCUGGAAGCGAUUCUCAAGGCGCAAAACGAGGACGAACCGACGCCGCACGAAGUACGCGCCGAAGAGAAACUCAAUGCAAUUCUCGACACGAUGGCUACCACCAACGCCAAAAUCGAGCGGUUGGAGUUGCUCGUGACGCUGCUCUUGCCACACGCACCGUCGUCCGUGCUCAAGUCGGUCCACCGCGCGACGGACGCUCUUGGUGGUGGUGCUGCAAGUCUCCCGCCGCUCGACAGCUGGACCGAGACGAGACAAUCUAAAAUUUACGAGUAG